This is a messenger RNA of Homarus americanus (American lobster), 4170 nucleotides long. RefSeq names its product CWF19-like protein 2. The record is from RefSeq and is a predicted model, not a curated record. Bases 28 to 2859 code for a protein of 943 amino acids. Gene Ontology annotation, cellular component: post-mRNA release spliceosomal complex. Gene Ontology annotation, biological process: mRNA splicing, via spliceosome. The transcript is spliced from 17 exons. NCBI's taxonomy places the organism in Eukaryota, Metazoa, Arthropoda, Malacostraca, Decapoda, Nephropidae.
UACAUAUUUACGGAACUGAGUUUUAAGAUGGUUCAAGCAGAUGCUCCGUCAACAAACACAGCUCAAACAUAUCUCAUACAAUUCUUAAACUUCACCAUCAUGUCGAUGUCUUUCAUUGAGUUUGAAAGCUCAAGGGAAAAGGAUAAGAAACGCCAGUGGGAAAGAGAGGCAAGACAAUCAAUCUUAGACAAGGCAAAGAGUACAUAUGAGGCCAAAGAAAGGAAAGAAGAAGCAGCUCGUCAGCGAGGUGAGCACUUGUGGAUGUUGUCAUCUGUAGAAUCUAAACUUCAUUCUCAUAAGGAAGAUAAGAAGAAAAAGAAAAAGGACAAGAAAAAGAAGAAAGAAAAGAAAUCAAAGAAAAGCAAGAGAAAUGACUCCUCUCCAUCUGCAAGCAGUGACAGCGAUGCUGAGAAGGGGAUGUGGGUGGAAAAGUCAGCAUCCUGUGUUCCUAAAACUGUGGAAACAAUCAAUGCUUCAGAACCAGGUACCUCACAAGCAAGGGUACAAGAUGAAGAUUCCAAAACAGUACAAACAAAGCGUGACAGCUGGAUGGAGAUGACCUCCCUUUUUGGAACAUACUCUCGUGAUGAAAUAAGGGAACGUGAAGGCACUAGUAGAAAGAAGGCCAAGGAAGAAGAAGAAAGAAGGAAACGUGAAGCUGCAAAGCCUGGAUCCCAUGCUCUGGAGCUGAACCCUUUUUAUAAAAAUGGAGGAACAGGCCUACCGGAAGAACAGAAAAAAGAGCACAUGAAACCAGAGCCAUCAUCAAUAGGACUAGAUGCUGCUUGGUUACGAAAGGCUUUGAAGCGAGCAGAAGAACAAGCUAAGCUGGAGAAAAGAUCACUCGAAGAGAUAGCGGCUCAACGAUGGGGGUCUCUUGCAAAGUUUCAUGAGCUAUUAGCUGAAGCUGAAGGAAGAGGAAAGAAGAAACAGGGAGACAGUUGGCAGAGGAAACAGAGAAUAAUUGGAGAUCACAAUAAAAGCAGAGAAAGGAAUCGAAGCAGAGAAGAGAAUUAUGAUAGAAGCGGAGAGAGAAACAGAAGCACAAGUAGUGAAAGGAAAAUCAGUAUCAAGAGAGACAAGUUAAGAAGCAGAAGUAGAGACAGAAACAUAUAUAAUGAAGACUGCAAUAGAAAGUAUAGAAGAAGUAGAAGUCAGGAGAGGAGAGGGCACAGAAGAUACAGUAGUAGCAGCAGUAGCAGUGGGAGAAGCAGCAGAAGUGGCAGUAGACAUUGUAGCAGAGAUAAUGAUAAACAGGAUAAACAAUCAAAACAUGAAGACCACAGGUCUGAAAAGGGGCUUCCGAGACCUCCAGAUGAUGACUAUCCUACAAAACAGCCUUCAUUCUUAUCAUCAAAAUUCCGAAGACCAGGAGAAGAGGACAGUGGAAGAUCUACCAGUGACACGAGUACGAGAAAAAUUUUCAGUAAUCGUAGAUGGCAGAAGAAAGACUAUAAAAAUCAAUUAUUGGAACAAGAAACACAGUCACAUCAGAAUUCAUCAACUUCGUCAUCGUCAUCUUCAGAAUCAAGUGAUGUAGAAGAAGUACCAGUACCGGAGCCAUCAGCAAAUAAAGAUAUGAUUUCUGGAAAAGAAGCAUCACAUUCUGCUGCUGGUGCUCCAUCUCAGCCACCCGUCACAUUACUUACAGAUAAAGAAAUGAAUGAACUUGCAGCAAAGGUCAUGAAAGCAGAACUUGUUGGAAAUGAUACUCAAGUCAGUAAGUUGAAAGCAAAAUUGGAAGCUGCCAGGGCUGCUCGGGCCAAAACUCCAGCACUUGGGGAGGACAAUAAUGAAAGUGGAGACCAGAAAACAGAGGAAGUGAUUGUCCUAACCAGGAUGGAUAAAAAAGGUAUGUGCAGACCUGUGUCAGGAGUAGAUCAAGAAGAUGAAGGUGGAAAGAGAAGAAAAAAAGUCAAAACUCACGGACAAGAUGGUCAAAGAUCCCGAUACUUCCCAGAUGAUGACCAACAUGAUCUUAAGCGCAUGUUCGAGAGAGAAAAAGGAACAUCAGCUGAGGAUCAAAACUCUAUGUUUGAGCGGGCAGCCAUGCACAAUAGUGAGAGACUUACCGAUGACUAUGACAUAGACGACAUGUUCAUGAGUAAGGCAGCACUCAAGGAAACUGCUGCCAAACAAGCAGAGAGAGACAAGCUGAAAGCUAUACAGGAACACAAGCGUUCAGAACGUUCUUUAGAAUCAUGUCAGUGGUGUUUUGACAACAAAGAGAUGCCAAAGCAUUUAAUUGUAGCAUUAGGAACUAAGUCAUAUGUUUGUCUACCUCCCCAUGAAUCUCUGACUCCUGGCCACUGCCUUAUUGUCCCAAUUCACCAUAUUGCUUGUUCUGUUCAAGCUGAUGAAGAUUUAUGGAGCGAAAUUCAGAAUUUCCGUAAGUCUCUAGUAAAGAUGUUUGCCUCACGAGAUGAUGACUGCAUAUUCUUUGAAACAGUUAAGAAGCUGAAAUAUUAUCCCCACAUGGUUAUAAAUUGUGUUCCUCUGCCAAGAGAAAUGGGAGAUAUGGCACCCAUUUAUUUUAAGAAAGCGAUAAUGGAAUGUGAAGCUGAAUGGGCACAAAAUAAGAAGCUGGUUGAUUUAAAGAAUCGUGAUGUUCGCAGAGCAGUACCAAAAGGACUCCCAUACUUCUUUGUUGAUUUUGCUAUGGAUGCUGGUUAUGCUCAUGUGAUUGAAGAUGAACAGGAUUUUCCCAACAACUUUGCUCAGGAAAUUGUUGGUGGGAUGUUGGACCUAGAUAACAACUUAUGGCAUAAACCACGGAAGGAGAACUUUGAUGCACAGAGAAGGAAAGUAAUGGAGUUUAAUAAUUGGUAUAAGAAGUUUGAUCCUACUCAGGAUGACUGAUUGUAAAGGUCAGUACUAUAUGUGAGGAUCAUUAGGUGAGGGGAUUGUAAUUUUAACACAUUGUAUCAGAUGUUUCUUUGUAUUAAGGAAUGUUUUUCCAUUUUGUGGUUCCUAUGUAAUAUGUGAUGAAAAGCUGUGUUAUUAGAUAUACAGGUAUUCCUCAUAUAAUGGUUGAGGCUGCAUUCUUCUAAAUGAAGGAUACCUGACUGUAAACCAAUCAUAUACAGUACAUGACCCAGAAGUAGUUGCCAGAUAUUGUCAAGUAUUCAGGUAAUUUUGUCUGUAACUGUACAUGAAGUAUUAGUGUUGUGGAUAAGUUAGUAAUGUGGCAGUCAAUGAUGGUGAUUUGUAUCUUCUUUAAAGUACAGUACAGGUAAACCUUGAGUUACAAUUCGUUACAUUUUUAAAACACUGAUCAUUGGGUGAUUGAUUAUAUUUUAUAGACUUCCUAACAUGGGUUCAAUGGUGUUACAUAUUGGAGAUAAGAAAAGUUUUUUUUUACCCUAAAUUGAUUCAAGCAUAAUGGAAUAAACUCUGAUCACCAUUACAAGACAAUACAACUUUCCUGUACAUAAUACAGUAGACACAUUAUUGGAAAUCAACACCACAGAGUACAUCACUGAUUGUUAAUCACUGGGCAGUCACAAUCAGGCUUACAGUUAUUGUUCGUAAAACAGUCACUUGUACAUUAUUACCUCUCUAUACCAAAAUAACUGGUGAGUAGCCAGUUCAGUAUAGGGAGUUUUUCAGUGUAAAUUAAUCUGAAAACAAGUCCAAUUCCAAACUUUGUUUGGCAUAGCUGUAUAGUAUAUGAAAAAGUUUGCAUAUUUUUAGUCUGGAUAAAUUGUCAUAAUGCAGUAUACCUGUACCACUUUCUUUUUUUUAUAAAAUAGUUUGGUAACACAACUGCUUUGAGACAUGACGAGAGGAUUGUGUGUGACCAGGAGGCUUGUUGGGCAAGGUUGGUUGACUGUAGGGGCGAUUGUUAAACUGGGAGUGACUGACUGUAACUUGGGGAUGGAGUACUUGUAUAAUUGAAUGAGUGUAACUCGGGGGUAACCUGUAUUGAAAAAACUUCCGUGUAUAUUUUGGGAUUAUAUGAUCCUAAUAUUGAAUACUUAUGGAGUGUUCAGUAUGGAAAAGCUAUCUUGUAUUAAAAUUUACAGUACAGUACAGUGUAUGUAAAUGUGAAAAGCUUCUAUAUUAUAUUUAAAGUAUUUAUUUCACACAAUGUUAUCUUCUGGGCAAAAAACAAAUUCUGUAUGACAGUCAUUCAAGGUUACAAGAAAUAAAUGAUAUUUUUAAGUUUUA